Messenger RNA from Fundulus heteroclitus (mummichog), 3783 nucleotides. RefSeq names its product thyrotropin-releasing hormone-degrading ectoenzyme-like. Gene Ontology annotation, biological process: peptide catabolic process; proteolysis. Gene Ontology annotation, cellular component: cytoplasm. Lineage: Eukaryota; Metazoa; Chordata; Actinopteri; Cyprinodontiformes; Fundulidae. Gene Ontology annotation, molecular function: metalloaminopeptidase activity; zinc ion binding; peptide binding. The record is from RefSeq and is a predicted model, not a curated record. The coding region runs from base 2451 to 3764 and encodes 437 amino acids. The transcript has 5 exons.
GCGCGUGCCUCCUGGAGCAGCUCGCGCGCUCGCAGUGAACGCACAGCGCGAGCGAGCUCACUCACUCACUCACUGACUGACUCGCGGCAGAGCAGGAGCAAUGACAACUCUUCCUCCUCUUCCUCCUCCUCCUCCUCCUGGCAGGAUGGAGGGAUGCUGAUCAGGAGCGCUUCAUCAUCACCGUCAUUACUGUCAGCACCGCCAUCAUCAUCAUCAUCAUCAUCCUCAGCACCAGGAGCGCAGGGAGAGAGAGAGAGGGAGGGAGGAGCAGCUCUCCGUGGGCUUAAAAAGUUGAGGAGGAUCCGGUUUAUUACCGGAGCACCGGAGGGGGACUCGGACCGUCACCUUCCCCAGACGCGGACGCGGUUUCUCUGGAUUGCCUGCAGAGCAGAGCCCCGGUGGUUCUGGGUGGAUUUGUUCUGGAUUCCGGGUUAAUUGCGGACCUUUUUUAUUUAUUUUUAUCUUCUCUCCCAGAAUCUGCUCUCCGGUGUGGUGUAACGGAACCCUGCCGUUAAGAUAAAGAAGAAGAAAACACUAUAAUCAUAAAAAAAAGAGAAAAAGAAACGAGAAUCUCCACUUUGUUGGAACGUUUUUUUUUUUUAUUCCGGUGUUUUCACGGUUCCGUGGCUCGGUGACGGAUCCCGGGAGGCAUUCACCGCCAUCUGAACGGAUCACUAACGGAUUGCAGACGUGAGUCCGGCGGCUUUCCCGGACCCACCGGUUCCGGGUCUAACGGAUCCCGGGACGGGCUCUCCUGUGGCCGGUGGCCGGCCCCUGCCUCCCUCCCCCCGGGGACCGAGGAGCGGAGGACCGCGGGCGGCACAGCAGGUGCCGGGGAGGGAAUCUUCCCGGGACUGGACGGCUCUGCCACCCCGGAGGAACCGAGAACUACCGAACGCCUCCGAACGGACCCAACCAGGGGAGAAAUCUGAUUAAUUAAUCCGGACCAUCUUUAACGAUCUGAUUAACCUUAAUUGAUUCUGUAAAUCCCGCCGCUCCUCUUGGCUCAGAUUGGCAUCAAUCAGCUUUUAAUCCCGAUUAUCAAUCAAAUUAGAGUCAACUUUAUCAUCCCAGCCGUGAUUUUGGUUUUAAAUACGGAUGACAAACUUUAUGAAUCCAAUUCAGUAAAUUCCUCUUUAAUUUCGACCUGUUUUAAUCGCUGCUAAUCAAACACUUCUAAUCCCAUGUCAAUAAAUGUUAAUUUUAGUGAAUUCUAAUCCCAUUUGAAUCAACUUUAAUCCCAGCUAUCAAACCCCUUUAAUCUAAACUAUUGGUCAAUUUUAAUCCCAUUCAUAAAGGACUUUAAAACCGAUUCACACAUUUUAAAUCUGUUUUAAAUUGGUUUUAAUCCCGAUCAGUAGUCUGUUCUAAUCCCAUUUCUAAUCCGUCAGCCACAUGAGGCGGGAGGAGUGAACGAUCUCCUCCUCGGUGAUAUAAACCCACAUGCUGGCUGUAAAUUAUCCACUUAAACCUCUCCGGAGACGAAACUGUGAGCCGGAGCCUGCGGUGAGGGUUAUUAGGCAGUAAAAGCUCUGAUUAUUUCUAAUAAGGCCGGACAAAGUUUAAACUGCUCACCCGAUUCAUUUCAACACUUUUCAGAUCAGAUGUUUGACGGGAAGCGAUGGAAUAUGGCAGCAGACCCAACUGAAGCUUAAAGAAGUCGAGCUAAUCCACCACCCAGCAUAUUUAGUCUCCGUUAGAAUAAAUUUAUGAUGCAAACUCUGUUAGUAAUUUUGAUCUGAUUUAAAAGCACUGACUCCACAGCUCCAUGCUGACCUUAAUGUUCGGCUCGGCGUUUUAAUCUUCAGCUGUGUCAUCAUAUUAAACCCACGGGGGUCCGGAGGGGGGCUUUAUUGAUGCCUUAUUGCAGGUCUGGAGGAGCUUUAACUCUGAACAAAUUGACUUUACAGCCACCUGCGGACAAUAAGCCGCAGCUUUGAGUCUCCUGCGUUGGGCUGAUCUCCUCUGGUUCUGGACGUGUGAAGCUCAGAUCAACGUUUUCCUCUUUUCAGACAUUUUAAUGCAAAUUCUGCAGAACUGAGUCUCGUUUUUCUUCCUGUGGAGGUUUCUAAUUAAGCUCAGCCGGCUGGUUUCCCCUGAAAGUCUGUGGAUGGUGCUCUCGCUGUACAUCCACAUCCUCAACAGCAUACCUCCCCCCCCCCCCCCCCCUCUCAGUGUCCCGUCCAGGUGGAAUCGAGCUGUCAGGCAUCGAUUUUCCUCUCGCCGCAAAACCAGAACGCACACGGCCGUCUCAUCCGUCCUGGCUCGUCAGGGUUGUUGGCUGAAAUGAGAGAGGGGGUCAAAGCCAGAGGACGUUUCUAGCGGUGCGGCAGUGAGGUCGGAGGUCGGAGGUCGUACCUUCUGGAGUUUCGUGGACUGCUGGUAGAUACCCACAAACGAGUCGGCGCGUAGAUGAACGCUUCUCUGAACUAGUCUCCGUUUAAUGCUCAAUGGGACUCAACGACAGCAGCCCCGGUGCCAUGCGCAACGGCCGCGGCCUCACCGACCAGUGGGCCGAGUCGGUGGUGGUCCGGCCCCGGACCACCGAGCGCCACAUCACGGUGCACAAGCGUCUGGUCCUGGGCUUCGCCCUGUCCAUCAUCACCCUCAUAAUCGUGACGGCGGUGGCCGUGGCGCUCAGCCUCCGCUUCGACGACUGUGGCGGACGGGAUCGCAGCGGGGGUAGAGGGGAGACGGGCUCCCGGGGGUCCGGGGGGUCCGGGAGGCUCAACGGGAGCAGAGGGGAGAGGACGGGGGAGAGGGGGGACGAGGAGGUGGUCCAGCCGUGGAAGAACUCCCGGCUGCCGGGGUCGGUGCGGCCGCGGCACUACGACCUGCGGCUCGCCGUCUACAUGGACAACUUCACCUUCUCUGGGGAGGUCAGCGUGGAGCUGGAGUGCGUCAACGCCACCAGGUUCAUCGUCCUGCACGCCGACCGCCUGGAGGUGGACCGGGUGUCCGUCACAGCCGAGAGCGGCGCCGGCGGCCGUCCAGCCAACAGACCAGGCGGCGGCGUCAUGCGCAUCCACCGCCACUUCCCCUACCCGGCCAAUCAGAUGUACGUGGUGGUGCUGCACCGCGAGCUGAAGCCGAUGAGAGUCUACCGGCUGAACGUGAGCUUCGACGCGGCCAUCGAGGACGAGCUGCUGGGGUUCUUCAGGAGCUCCUACACCCUGCAGAGGGAGAGACGGUACCUGGCGGUGACCCAGUUCAGCCCGAUCCACGCACGGAAGGCCUUCCCCUGCUUCGACGAGCCCAUCUACAAGGCCACCUUCUCCCUGAGCCUCCGCCACGACCAGCAGUACACGUCGCUGUCCAACAUGCCCGUGGAGAGCAGCUCGCCUGCGGACGAGGACGGCUGGGUGACGAACCGCUUCGCCCGGACGCCCCGCAUGUCCACCUACUACCUGGCCUGGGCGGUGUGCAACUUCACCUACAGGGAGACGCAGACCAGCGGCGGCGUGACGAUCCGCCUGUACGCCCGGCCGGACGCCAUUGCGAGCGGCGCGGGGGACUACGCUCUCCACAUCACCAAGAGGCUGCUGGGAUUUUAUGAGGACUACUUCAAAGUGCAGUACUCCCUGCCAAAGCUAGACUUGCUGGCGGUGCCCAAACAUCCCUACGCAGCCAUGGAGAACUGGGGGCUCAGCGUCUUCCAGGAGCAGAAGAUCCUGCUGGACGCCGAGGUGUCCUCCUCGUCCUACCAGAUGGAGCUCACCAUGGUGGUCGUCCACGAGAUCUGCCACCAGGUAGGGACGGCUUAACGAGGGGCCGAGUCUUCUG